Messenger RNA from Pocillopora verrucosa, 2572 nucleotides. RefSeq names its product neuroligin-4, Y-linked-like. The record is from RefSeq and is a predicted model, not a curated record. NCBI's taxonomy places the organism in Eukaryota, Metazoa, Cnidaria, Anthozoa, Scleractinia, Pocilloporidae.
UGUUCGCGACGGAUAUCGCAGCCAUAAAAGUUGUUUUGACGAUUGCGUCCACUUUUAAGUGGAUUUAGCACAUAAGACUUGUGUCAUUUAGAUAUCUUCCUCCCCAAUGCCUGCAAAUUAAGAACUGAAGGGAUAUAUUCAAAAUGAUCUGGAUUACACAAGAGAAGAACUGGUCGAUUGUGGUCUUCAUUGUGGUCGCGUGCUUUUCAUUUGGAAUCACAAACCUUUCUGCUACAAUAAUCGUUGAAACGCAGUAUGGCAAAAUUAUCGGCAAAACGACACAGUUUUUGGAUGAAAACGACGGAUUUCAAACCGUUUAUUCAUUUCUUGGAGUUCCUUUCGCCUCGCCGCCAGUGAAUGAACUUCGGUUUGAACCUCCCCAACGCCCAGCUGCAUGGAAGCCUCGAACAUACAAUGCAACCUUUUUCAGGAACGUUUGCCCACAAAAGAAUUUUUCUUACUUUGAAAAAUCAAUUCGCAACGUUUGGCCAGAAUUUUCGUGGGAAAAUGACUCAAAUGAAGACUGCCUGUAUUUGAAUAUUUUCACUCCAGGAAAUAAGCCAUCAAAUGCGAGUCAUUUUCAUCCGGUUAUAAUGUUUAUUCACGGAGGGAGUUAUGCAUUUGGGACAACUGCCCGUCAUACCACGCCCGGAGAGGUACUGCCCCGCUUGGGCGUUGUCCUAGUCACGAUCCAGUACCGCCUCGGUCCAUUUGGCUUUAUGACUGCUGGUGAUGGCGUUGCGCGCGGAAACUGGGGCAUGUUAGAUCAAGUAGAGGCCCUAAAGUGGAUAAAAGAAAACAUCGAGGUAUUUGGCGGAGACCCGAACAGAGUGACCAUAUUAGGGGUGAGCUCCGGUGGGGCCAGUGUUGGCCUACACAUCUUGUCCCCACUGUCAGAGGGGCUUUUUCAUCGAGCUAUAACCGAGAGUGGCGUGGAAUUUUCACCAUUUGCUUUUAAUUCGGUGAAAAAAGCCAUCGACAAGACGAACAUCACUGCGGGGAAACUUAGCUGUGAUACGACCAGUAGUAAAAGAAUGAUGGACUGUCUUCGAAGCAAAAGCGCUCAGAGUAUCAUCGACAAAUUUGAUUGGCGAAACACGGGGCCCAUUAUCGACAGGUAUUUUAUUUAUGAUACACCCAAAAAUCUUCGCCGGUCUGGCAAAUUCAACAAGGUUCCCCUUAUAAGUGGCUUUAACAGCCAUGAAGGCGCGCACAACACCCCCCAGGAAUUUCAUCCUCCAAGAGAUAUUACGACUUCUGUCCUGAGAGAAUUUAUCAACAACUUCGUGGAAAAUCAUAUACUGCAGGACAACAACAAAACCGCUGUGAUCAUUGAAGACGCAAUUGAAUUCCAGUACACUCCAUGGAGUAAAACGCCUGACUCACCCUCCCUCCGUCAAGAAAUCGUCAACAUUAUGUCAGACUACUACGUAGCAGCUCCCACUCUGGGGGUGUUGGGGAUCCAUAGCGCGCUUGCUCCCACUUACAUGUUUGAGUUCAACCACAGGUCUGCAGAAAGCGAUACAGAUGCCUGGAUGGGGGUAGCACAUGGAGAAAACACGCCCUACGUGUUUGGUGCGCCAUUUCUGAACAGUACUGCGUUGAAUUUCACAAAUGAAGAUCGGAAUAUAAGUCGCUUAAUCAUGACACUUUAUGCGAACUUUGCCAAGUACGGGAACCCAACACCUCACCGGGUACAUGGGGUCAUCUGGGACAGGUUCAACACCGCUAGUAAGUUGUACUUACGUAUUAAUAACAGAUCUCAAAUGGGAGCUUACUACGAAUCGCGUAGAAUGGCGUUUUGGAACAACUACUACCCAAAGAUACUGAACCUAACAAAACCAGAAUCGCUUACGAAACACAGCGGGGAUACGGAUAACCCGAGAAACUAUACCACAUGCUCAAACAUCGGUGUCAAACUAUUCUUGAACACAGGCUUCCUCGGUUUUCUUUCAUCUGUACUUCUUGUGUUGCCAAAUGUCUUUAUCUGAUUUUGAAAUUCUGUAGUAAUCAACCGCAAGGUGAAACAGAAUUAUUCAUUUACUGAAAAGCGGUUGGGGUUUAUCUUCUCAAGGGCAACGAGUUUGCAGGACACUUCAUCGUCAAAAGCUACUCCUAAUGACUCUUGAAGAGCCAAAUUUUAAUUGAGUUUUUUUUAUUUGGAACUGAGCAGAGCUAAAACCAGAAGUCACUGAACUGUAAAAUGCUGGGAAUACUGGAAGGAGAGUAAGCGAUGCGCAUUGUUAUAUACGGAAAUAUAAACAAUUUAUCCCACCAAUUUUGAGAAAUUUUCACCCUUGAUGCCUGUAUUUGACAUCGGAUACAUUUUCCUGCCUGUAUAAUCCUAGUGAUCUCUGGGAAAGCCUUAAAUUCUUUUCACGAAAAUACUUGAUAGUUUAUCAAAAUAUAUACCGGGAGCAUUUAUCUCCGAAGGAAAUACCGUGCCUUAACGUGUUUUCCUUUUAACCGGCUGUAUUUGUGGCUUCGCCUAAAUUUAAAUUUCGAUGUUGUUAAUAGUACGUAUAUGUAACCUGAAUUUUUAAGGAAAGAGCUUUCUGAUGGAGUUUUAAUA